Biomphalaria glabrata is the source of this 2488-nucleotide messenger RNA. Its product is annotated as limb region 1 protein homolog. The coding region runs from base 118 to 1686 and encodes 522 amino acids. The record is from RefSeq and is a predicted model, not a curated record. The transcript is spliced from 16 exons. Gene Ontology annotation, molecular function: transmembrane signaling receptor activity. Lineage: Eukaryota; Metazoa; Mollusca; Gastropoda; Planorbidae. Gene Ontology annotation, biological process: signal transduction.
UAAAUGGCGGAGCUACAACACUUUCUCUUUUGUGUUUCACAUCGUGUUUAUAAUUAGUCGUCAUGAUUUCUAGAUUACGGUUAAAUAAACGGAGAGUUGGAUAACACCUGGCUAUUUAUGGCUAUGGAUGAUCCAGAAGUAACAUUACAAGAGCAAAUGUUUCAUAAUGCAGUUAGAGAGCUUAUCAUUUCUUUGCUCCUUUUCAUAUCAUUGUAUGUUGUUUCUUACGUGACAUUGUGUCAGUUCAGACGCAGAGCUGAUAAUGAGGAUAUGUAUGCAGGUGAAGAGGAUGCAGCUGUGUAUAGAAUAUCACUUUGGCUUUGCACAGCUACGCUGUCAGUGUCUGUUGGUGCCGUCUUAUUGUUACCGAUUUCCAUCAUCAGCAACGAAGUCCUUCUUCUCUACCCAGACAGCUACUACAUCAAAUGGCUCAAUUCCUCACUCAUACAAGGCUUAUGGAAUCAUGUGUUUUUCUUCUCCAAUCUGGCCCUGUUUAUUUUGAUGCCAUUCGCAUACUUCUUUACAGAAGCAGAAGGGUUUUCUGGUUCUAGAAAGGGUCUAAUGUCCAGAGUAAAAGAAGCCAGCUUAGUUCUCUUUCUUCUAGGUAUUCUGGUUAUGGGUCUUGCCUAUGUUGCGUCUGCUAUUAUCAGCGGAGACGAGUCCACUAAGCAAACUCUCUCAGAUUGCAUCUUUACGUUGAGCAGUAGUAAAUGUGUGGAUGUCUGGCAUGAACAUCUUCCCUACUUAUAUUCCUGUAUCUCAUUUAUCGGUGUCCUUGUCUUGUUGAUGUGUACGCCAGUGGGUGUGGCACGUAUGUUUACUGUCAUGGGUCAGCUCAUUGUUAAACCUCAGUUUCUUAGAGGGAUUGAAGAUGAGCUGAGCAGGCUGCGGUUGCAAGAAGAACAUUUGCUCAGAAAAAUCACAUAUCGAAAUGGUCCCUGUCAGAUUUCCAAUGGACAUGGUCACAGUAGUAUAGAGUCUCUCAUGGAAACAUUGGAAGAUACAAGGAAGGCUAUCUCAAAACUGGUGAGCCGCCAGCAUAUCUCAUUCUGGAGGAGAAAUCUGUGUUACCCACUUGUCAUGUUGUUAUUACUUGCCAUUACAGUAUUUAGCAUACUCAUUGUCUUACAGAAUACAUUUUUACUAUUGGUUGGCACCAAGGCACUUCCACGAGGAGCCUCGGAUACAGUCCUUGGUAUAUCAUCAUUAUCAUCCUUGGGCCCUUUUGGAGCUGCAUUACAGAUUGUCGUUAUAUUAUACCUGAUGGUGGCCUCUGUUGUUGGGUUCUACAGCCUGCCAUAUCUUUGUAACCUCCAGCCCAAGAGAGCAGACACAUCCAUGGUGAAGAUAAUCCUCAACUGCGUCGUCAUACUACUUCUCAGCUCUGCGCUGCCCAUUCUUUCCAAAACAUUAGGUAUUACAAACUUUGAUCUUGUGGGAAACUUUGGCAGCAUGGACUGGCUGGGCAAUUUCUACAUCAUCUUACUGUACAACAUCCUCUUUGCCGUCUCCACUGCACUGUGUCUCUUCACCAAAUUCACCAGUGCUGUUAGGAGGGAGAUCUACGACCGGCUGAAUGCCGCCUUUCAGAGGGGAAAGAAAACCUCCACCCAGCCGUCCCACGCCCCCAGCGCCAACACCCUGCAAGUGACCAACAGUAAAUCGGAGACCCUCAAAGAAGAGUGAUUCGAAACGAUGUCUUUCAUUCAUGCUUGACUGGCUUUCAUGGCUUAAAUGUGUUCUAUUGAACAUUACAUUUACUUGUGGUGAAGAUUUUUAUGUUUUAGUUGGAUAGACAUUAAAGGGUUAAUUUUUUUAUUUUAUAGCAAAAUAGAAUUUUUAUUUGUUCAUCAAGUAUUGCUUCAAACAUUAAUGUCAUUCUUUAUGAAGAUUUUUUUGUUUCUAAUGGUUUGUGAAAUUUUAGAAUGAAGUACUUUUUUUUUGGUUGUCUAAAGUCACAUUUGUAGCUAUUUGUGUUAAAUGUUACCUUCAAAUAUAAAUAAUAGUCCAUAGUUUUGUAAGAUAUUGACAAAUAUAUUUUUUAGCACACUUUGAAAGAUGGGAGGGGAGAAUGGGGGGUACUCAGGUCUCCAUCAGGUACAUCCUUCUUUUCUUUUGUUUGGCCGCUAAUCUGUGACUGAUAAAGCUGAACAAAGUAACAUUUUAAAAAAUCAAUGCAAGUUUGAUUAAACAGUAUCUGUUAUGUAAAUACACUGACCAGUCCCACCUUGUGUAGACAUUUAUGUACUAUUGUAUGACAGCAUGCAGACUAUGGGAGUCAGGUCAAAUAACAUGACAUGAGAUGAUAAUGACAUGAUGAGAUGAUGAUGAUUCAGGAGACUUUGGUUCUAUCUCAAAGUUGAAUGGUAUAUUAUUUUUGUUAAUUAAUAAUAUAUAGUAAUGUCUGGAAAAUUAUCUUAAUCACAUUGUUUUGUAGGAAAUUAGCUGAUAACAUACAUUUUGCUUUGUGGCUAGGUACCAUCUGCAU